Colletes gigas is the source of this 4799-nucleotide messenger RNA. RefSeq names its product Krueppel-like factor 6. Gene Ontology annotation, molecular function: DNA-binding transcription factor activity, RNA polymerase II-specific; RNA polymerase II cis-regulatory region sequence-specific DNA binding. The transcript is spliced from 6 exons. The coding region runs from base 1184 to 2320 and encodes 378 amino acids. Gene Ontology annotation, biological process: regulation of transcription by RNA polymerase II. The record is from RefSeq and is a predicted model, not a curated record. NCBI's taxonomy places the organism in Eukaryota, Metazoa, Arthropoda, Insecta, Hymenoptera, Colletidae.
AAGAGUUUGUACGCAUUAACGGUUAGGGGUAUCGUCGCUCCCUGCGGAGUGUUAAGUAUCUCGUCGGUGUUCCUUCGCCGUUCGUCGUCUGCGACGUGUAUCUAACCCGAUCGUGGUGACCUGCGCGAUUUAAACGGUGACGCGACACCGUGUAUGGAAGUGUCGCGGGAAAAAAGCCGGUGGGUGACUGCCGAGCCGCGUGUGUCCUAAUCAAGUGAAUGUACAUACACGAGUUAUCGUCGUGAGCGAACGGUUGUCGCGAGGGGGUUAGUGGAGGCAUUCGGGCAGAUCGCUACAGUGAUACGCGUCAGGCCGCAAGUUUCGGCUCGAAGAACCAAACGGAGCAAAGAGGUACGGGAGUGAUCGAAGAAAACGGAGCGAGCGAAGCGGCGAGGAAGAGUAAAAGGGUGGAAUGCGCAUAGCCGAAUGAAUCGAACAGAUAACGGUUCCCGACUCGUGCCGGCGUUUUGACGUUUCGUAUUCGUGGUUACGAAGGGUUUUCUCGAUCGUCACCGUACCACGUAUGAUGGAUGCUGUCGCGCGUGUCUCGUGUACGCGACGCUAUCAAGAACAGACAGAGCGUCGAGUCGCACAGGCAACGGCGUUCCAGUGAGUUUUUCCGUAUACCGUGCCGUGCCGUGUCGUCGGUGCAGUGCCCGCGUGCUUUUUCAACGAUUGUACUAGCGCCGGGGCGAUAGGCAACAAUAAAACGCCGGUAGCGCUGCUACGAGCGAGAAAGAGAGAUUACUCUCACGGUUCGAACCAACGGUUGAGUGGUGUUUGUGCGCGCGCGGAAAAAGGAAGCAGUUAACCGGGUCCCUCUCUUGUUCCUACGCGUACAGAGUUACCCGUGAGUCGUUCCCUUCUCGCUCCGCUACCGGUCUCCUCUCGGUCAUCCUGCCACGGUGACGUCGUGGCCGUCGGUGCUUCUUCGAUGAUAAGCACGUGUGCGUGCCACUACCUGCUGCGUGUACGUGCGUGCGUUAGAGUCGCGAGCCGCGUAUCGGCGUGCAGUUAGUGACCGGCGCUGCGUUACCAUUUAAAUCUACGUAUACGAAAGUACCAUCGCCGGUACAGUUUUUAUUUUGGUUUGUUCCUCGUUCUGGUUGGUUUAUUUGGUUCGACGUCGUUCCCUUAUUUUGUGUCGAGAUCGAUCAGUUACGAACGGAUCACCGCCGUAAACAUGGAUAUCCUGCCGAGUGGGAACAUAUUUAGGGAGUUGCAAGACAUACACGACACCGGAUACUUUUCGGCCCAGCCGUCGCUCGAGGAUCAUUGGCAACAGACAUGCUACGAGAUGGAGAGGUACCUGAAGGACGAGCCGAAGCUGCAGUCGUACAAAAAGUUGCCCACGGAGUUGGACACGGCACCCUGGAACCUCUUCAGGGCGCCGCCGAUCUCGUGGACGGCCUCCACGGGCACCGCAAACGCACAAUUCGAGUCGCCGAUCAAAGUGGAGAUGACGACAACGUCGGAAGACAGGGAAGCGCUCUGUAUCGACGACAUAAAAUUCAGUCCCGGCGAUCACAACCACAACGGCCGCGAUAGGGAUCUCCUGGACCGACACCUCGAUUCCUUGUCGAUGUCGUCGGCGAGUUCGGCGUGUUCGGCGUUGUCUUGGGACAGCUCGCCCUCCCUCUCGUGCACGGCACUCAUUCUCAAGAAAGAGCCCAGCGAGGAUCUCGAAGAGGAUGAGGAGCACGAGGAAAUCGAGGAGGAGGAGGACAGCGGCUGCGAGAGCGAAGGUCAGAUCCUGACGCCACCGUCGAGCCCCGGCUCGGGUCAAGGUCAUUCCAACUCCAGUCACUCGUCGAGCGGGAGUUCGAUGCUCGACGUGCACAACCUCAACCUUCAUGGAACGGGUGGCAGGAGCGCCAUCGUCAGGGUUACCACCAGCAACGCGCAGGGUGUCGCAAGACUGAUCUCCGUCACAGCGAACGGCUACCCCGCGGUUGCAGGCACGCAACACGCACAUGCAGGGGCCACUGCAGCUGCAAGCACCGUAGCUAACAGGCACCACGCGAGGAGCCACGAGCACAGCCCGCCUGACACGAAGCGCAGGAUACACAAAUGCCAAUUUCCGGGAUGCAAGAAGGUGUACACCAAGAGCUCGCAUCUGAAGGCCCAUCAGAGGACGCACACGGGAGAGAAGCCGUACAAGUGCAGCUGGGAGGGCUGCGAGUGGCGAUUCGCGCGCUCCGACGAGCUGACGCGCCAUUAUCGCAAGCACACCGGCGCGAAACCGUUCAAGUGUCGGCACUGCGAUCGAUGCUUCUCUCGCAGCGAUCACCUAGCCCUCCACAUGAAGAGACACGUGUAAUCGAUCGUUCCCGCGAGCGGUCCUCCACGCGCGUAGCUGUCCAGGACCGGCGCGCGAGGCUCCUUCCUGCCCCGACGAUCCCCGAGGACGCCCAGCGACGCGAAGUCCUCGUGAUCGCGUUUCUUCCACGGACGCCCUCCGACGAUCCAUCGAAUCAUGACUCGAACACGUCGACGGGGCGCACGGUCCCACGGAUUCGUCGGUCUGACGAUCGUUCGACGUCCGACGCGUCGAUAAUUUCAACGAAGCAUCGACGAUCAGCGCGACGGUGCCGCCGGGGAACGUCCACUUCCGGUGGUGAUCGCGUUCCGUCGAGAAUCGCGUUUAAAUCGCUGUCGAUUGACGCGUGCUCUUUUCCGUUCCCCUCGUGGCGGGUCUCACGCGACGCAACGGCGUAGGAAGCACGCUCGACGCUAUACUCUGCGCGUCGACGAAACGACCGGGAAGCAGAGGCGUAGCAAUCGAUCGGUCGGAGCCACCGGGACGCGAGUAGCUGGAAACCAGCGCGAUGGAGUCUCGAUCGGGAUCGUAAUCACUGCCAAUUCAUUAAAUUCUAAGAUCGUCGCUACGCGGUCGAGCGACCACCCACCGAGGAUAGGAAAAGAGCAACCGUCGUCGACGAAACGAAACGGUGCCCGCGUGCCCUGCAAGCCGUCUGCCUCCACGCGAAACGAUUGAAUCCAAGAUCGACGCGAAUCGAGAGGAUCGAGAGCGAUCGAAGGCGUCGCGACCAGUUCGAACGAAAGUCGAGGAGUCCCGGUUCGCGAGGACAAUAAUGCUGUCUGUCGGUGCCAAAAAAGAUACGUUAUUUCCUAUCUCAUUUCUCCCGCCACUCUUCUCUGACACACACACGCACACGUGUACACGUACUAUCUCUCUCUCUCUUCCCGACGAACAGAGGCUUCGAGGAAAGGCGUUCGCGGUUCGAAAACGCGCUCGCGGCGCUUAUCGUGCUCCGAUCCUUCGACCCGGGGCUGCUGCAAUAAUCGAAAUUCUGUUCGCGGGGCGCUGGAACAACGCGGUACCGCGGGGGUGGCGGAGAAGGACGCGGGGGAGGAGGGGGGGAGAAGCAGGACGAGCCGUAAUUGAAUACGUGAUUUCGGCCAGUUUCGACGGAAGCAAAGUUUACCGUGUCGCGCGCUAAUCCCGAAUUUACAGUGCGAAUUACAUCGCGAGGCUCCGCUUCUCCGCGCCUCCCACGCCUCCAUCCCUCGCCCCCCCCCCCUCACCCACAGGUUACCCUUUGUUCCCGUCGAGUCGCGGAUUCGAUCGUUUCGCCAUCGACGCCCGUCGCGAGCGAUAUUUUUCGCGGGAAGGAUCCCCCGGUUCUUGCUCGAAGAAUUCGACGGGAAUUGCCGGGGGCUUCUUUCCGGUAGCGGCGCGCGUCCAAUGGGUUUUUAGACAAACGAAUGAAAAACACGAAAACACGGAAUCAGACUUUGUACUUUUGUACGAUUGCUUUUCUAGGCGACGUUCGUCGCGCUCGGGAUCGGGGGAGAAGAUUCACGUCGGAGGCUCAACAGAAAUAAAUGAAAUAUAUAUAUAUUUUUUAAUAUUCUCGUCUUACUCACCGAAACAAUAUAUAUAUUAUACAUAAGGGACAAAAUAAAACGGGCAACAUUCCGCACAAAGCUCUAGAACCGUUUCCACGCGUCAGGCUCGGCCCCCCCUUCCCGGGCGCGUCAUUUCCAACCCCCCACCCCCCCUUUCCUCUCGCGAUCGCGCGCGCCGAACGGAGGCCAGACGGCGGGCGUUGCGCGGCAUCGUGCCCCAAAACAGCGGACGUGUAAAAUGUAAUUAACGAUCACAGGUACAGGAGAUCGAGAAAUUGAUCGGUAAUCGAACGCCGUUAGCUACGAAAGAUUAAAAAUUUUGCUGAUUUACGAUUGCAGAUUACGAACCUGGUUUCUGAUUACCGAUCGAUCCAACGAUCUCGAACGACUCGGAACCGCAGGGACGCGAAUCGUUGUUCGCUGAUCGUCGAUCUUCGAGAAUCACGCGUCGGACGAGAGAGAAUUGUCGGGAGGGACGAAAAGGGGCAACGCGAAAAGCGUAUCCGGGAGUCUGAGUAACGAAGAACCGAUGGGGGUCGCUCAUCGAACGAGAGGAGAACAAAAUAGAGUAGUAAUAUAGUAAUAAUGAUAACGAUAAUACCGAGAAUCGAGCGGACGAUCGAGAGGCGGACGAGUUCUACCGCUUAAGAAGACUAAUCUUUACCUGAGAGGGUUACGAGGUCGGCGAGCAAAACGAAGAUAAGGGAAAUAAAUAACAAAAAAAAAAAACUAAAUUUUAAAUGUUGAGUGGCCAAAUAAAUUAACUGAUAACGCACGUAGAACGUAAAACGAUACCGUACCUACUAAGUAAGCCUGACUGACGAAGAGUGUCGACGCGUCGUUGGCGCGAGCGUGUGGCUGCGUGUGUAUAUGUGUACGCGCGCGCGAGCGCGUAAAUUCAAUGUGUCUGCACGCGAAGAGGGUGC